AUGGCUAUGCUCACAUUGGAUACUGCAUCAGAAACCAACAUCCCAAGAACUGUGCCUUUCAGGAAUAGCAGCAAUCUCCGUGAUGCCUCGUUUUCUUCUUACCUGAAUGGUUCUGAAGAAACUUCUGUGCAUCAACUUGCAGAUUCCAGUAAAAGCUGCGAGCCCCUCAUCUCCACCCCACUUGAUCAUCUUCACCUUGUAAGCAAGAAGGCUGAAGAUACUGAAAUCGAUAUAUUUAGUGCUGAUAAGUAUUUCAAUGAAGGAGUUGAAGAGGAAACUCCCCGAAUUGCCGACAAAUACUCUCCAAAGCUCGAUCAAAAGAUGGACCCUCCACCUGAAUUGGAUCCACUAAAACAACAGACUGGGUCAGGAACUCCAAGUAUUCGCUCUGAAUCAAGCUGGAACAGCCAAAAUGCAUUGCUGCAAAAUAUUCCCCGGAAUCAGCUGCCACGGAAAACAAACAAGGCUAAUCGCAGGAGCUUCCUCGCUAAUAUUGCUUGCAAUUGUUCUUGUAGUGACAAGAACUCUGUUGAUAUUGAUAUUCCACUCGGUGAAAAUAAUUGCAAUAUGAGUGCUAAUGGCAAGCAAGCUUAUGGCAAAGCAGGAAAGCCAACAAAAGCUGUUGGUUUGGUUAGCCUUAGCGAGUCUCAAUCUAGCACAUUAAUCAGGGAAGAUUCACCCUGCAGAAAGUUUGACCAACUAGGAAUUGGAUUGAGCACAAACGGUCAUUUUAGGUUCCCAGCAUCUCAUCCCACAACUGAGGAUAAUCCACUAGAAAUGCAGCGAAAAAAGGAAGAAGAUGAUACUAGGCGGAUAUCAUUAGAAGUGUUUGGCUCCCCAACUGAGAGAAAAGGGAAGAAGUCCUCAAGCCUUGAAAGAAGCCUGAACAUGUUAACUUGGGAUGCAAUUGUUCCAAAGGUGGACGAAAGUGAAGUUCAAGCCAGCUCCAGAGGGAUGUACAAUGACACAGACAGCGAUGCAAGUUCAGAUUUAUUUGAGAUAGAAAGCUUCUCCACCAAUCCCAGCCAAUAUCUUACCAGGCAAGCUUCAAACAACUCAAUGACACGGACAACUUGUUAUGCUCCAAGUGAAGCAAGUAUAGAGUGGAGUGUUGCAACAGCUAGUGCAGCAGAUUUCUCUGUGAUGUCAGACACAGAAGAGCUGAGAUCAACUACAACAAAAGCUAAUCCUCGUGGUAAUGGUAUGGCUCUAAAUGGGAGAUCUACACCGGUCAGAGAAAUGCCGAAAAGGCGUUCAGGUAUUCUUUCAGGAUGUUACAGUCAAAAAGCUGUUAGAGUUGCAGGAGACGUAUACAGAACAGGUGAAAACACAUGCCCCGGCAGGCACCAGAAAACAGAGUUCCUGAUGCCAAUGACAAGGUUUCAUGCUGAAAAUGAGGUUGCCAGGUUUGACAAAAGAAAUGAUCAUUUUGGCCAGGACACACGUUUGUUCACUUGCUCACAGUCUAGACGUCCUACAGAGUUACUGUAUAAGCAUUGA
This is a messenger RNA of Coffea arabica (coffee), 1500 nucleotides long. Its product is annotated as protein PHYTOCHROME KINASE SUBSTRATE 1-like. The record is from RefSeq and is a predicted model, not a curated record. Gene Ontology annotation, biological process: phototropism. Lineage: Eukaryota; Viridiplantae; Streptophyta; Magnoliopsida; Gentianales; Rubiaceae.